This is a messenger RNA of Hippocampus comes (tiger tail seahorse), 1709 nucleotides long. RefSeq lists its product as uncharacterized. The coding region runs from base 17 to 730 and encodes 237 amino acids. The transcript is spliced from 4 exons. Lineage: Eukaryota; Metazoa; Chordata; Actinopteri; Syngnathiformes; Syngnathidae. The record is from RefSeq and is a predicted model, not a curated record.
UACAGACACACUCAUCAUGGUGAUUCUGGUGACAACCAUCAGCAUGAUGGCGAUCUUGGCCUUCUCUGUGUGUGUCAUUCCACAAUGUGUGAGAGUGAAAAACUUCUUUUGGCCACCUAUUCCAAAACCACGCAUCAUCGGCAUUGACCCGCUGCUUUUGAAGAAGGGGAACUUGGAUGAAAUCAACCGCCACCUGACUAAUUUCCAUGGCUUCGUAGCUCCCAGCUUCCUGGAUACCGAGGUAUGGGAGCAGGUGAGCCCUGACAACAUCUAUCUCGCCACGGCCAAAGACUGCCCCAAUCCCACCAAGUCACCCAGCCAGGUGACGGAUGCCUUCACCAUCCCACACGACUUGGCACCCACCACAACUCUUCAUCAACUCGUGAGCGAGCCUCCAACAGCAUUCAUGCCAAGCGCAUACUGCAUGUCUCCUCCUCAAGCCUUCUCGCCAACCCUGUGGCCAGAGAGCAAUUACAGCAUGACGGGACAGCCAAAUGCACCGCCACCUGCCCUCUCUACUACCUGCCCCCCGCAGAACCUCUACAGCUGUGUGCAGCUCAUGAACGACAUAGAUGGGCUGCAAUUGGUGCCGUGCCUACCACCGGUCUAUAGCGAGCUCCCGCCACUGCCCGAGUCUAAAUUACAUGCCAGCGUAAAGGAGGAAGAUGAGGAGAAGCUGGCAGACGGCCAGGCCAAAAAGAAAGAUGCUGCUUUAGCUAAUGAGAGCUGAGCGGAUCACAAGAUGCGCAGAACCACAAACACAAUUGGAUUUGGUGGUUUAAAGGAACAAGUUAACUUCUUUCAUCUCUUCUGCCAUCAAGAGGUCCACAACAGUGGAGACAAGAAGACAUUUGUUGUUGUUUUUGUGAAUCAUGCACCACUUGAUUCUCAGAAAAAAAAAAUCGGAAUCAAAUUCGGAAAUAGAGUUUUGCGAGUCCCUGAAGCAGGAAGCCUGUUCCAACAUGACCUCAAUUGGCAUCUGGAUCUUAAUUGGAAUCGGAAGGCUUCCAAAAGUCGGAAACUGAUGACAGAAGUGAAACACCUCCCUCUCCCGUCCACAAAGGUGCAAAAGAGGGACCCUGCCCAGCUAGUAGAUAACGUAAUGAUAGUUAAUCUAUUUUCAUUUGUGAUGUGUCAUUGGGAAAAUACCCCUCAGGUCUCUAUCUCCCAGUCAACAAACAUCAUCGAUGGGCCCUUAAUGAUUCCCUAAGCGCCCCCAGAUUUCGGUGCCACAUCCCUGUUCACAAUGUGCUUGGUUUCAUUGUAAACUAUCAACCACGGUUCUUUGAAGGUUUUCAAUGCUGAGUAACCAGAUUGUGUUUUGUGUUAAUGUGUUAUGUAAUACAUUCUAUUUCCAAAACAUGUUUGUGGAGAGGAAGAAGAGAUUGUACAUAGUGCCUAUCUGAUAUUAUAAUUAUAAUGGAUGAGGAAAACUACAGUAUGACUUUUCCCCUUUGGUGUGGGUCAGACAAUCAACCAGCUCACCCAUAAAGAGAUCCUGCUGCUUUUGCUUCAUCCAGAGCAUGAGAAGAGUUGAGAGCAGUGGUAGGACAACUCAUGGUUGCUUCAACAUGACAACACAGCUGCUCACAAUGCCCUCAACAUCUGACAGUUCCUGGCUGAGAAGAACAUCAGCCCUGCUGGACCAACCUCCCUUGUCUGUACUCACCCAACCCGGUGGUUUUUCCUCUUUCCCAAGCUCAAAGAGA